AUGAGAAGAGGUGUAGGAAUUCAAGCUAUACAUAAGCAAAAUCAACAGCAGAAACAACUGCAGAAUAUAAGUGAGCAACUGUCUUCGGAUAACUUGAAGAAGAUCAGUGAACAGCUCACAACGUUCAAGACGAAUCUCGAGGAGUUUGCACUCAAGCACAAAAAAGAUAUCAUAAAGAAUCCAGAGUUUAGAAAGUACUUUCAAGAUAUGUGUUCAACUAUUGGUGUUGAUCCUCUUGCUUCUAAUAAAGGAUUUUGGUGUCAGGUAUUGGGUGUUGGUGAUUUCUAUUAUCAAUUGGCUGUACAAAUCAUUGAGAUCUGUUUGAAAUAUAGGUCUACCAAUGGUGGUUUAAUUGAGUUAACCACUCUGACAGAUCAUAUCCGAAAAAUGAGAGGAAAAACUGCAAAUGAAAUUAGCAGUGACGAUGUUGAAGUAUCUAUUUCAAAAAUAAAGGUACUUGGUAAUGGUUAUAAUAUAUUAAAGAUAGAUUCUAAAAAGAUAGUUCAAUCGGUGCCUUGUGAAUUGAACAAAGAUCAUACCGAUGUACUGAUAAAAGCACAAUCGCAAGGUGGAUUCAUAGCGGUAUCACAUCUAAGUAAGAUGGGUUGGGAUCAACAAAGAAUAAAAAGUGUACUAGAUGUAUUAUUAUCAGAGGGUAUGGCAUGGAUUGACGAUCAAUCUGAAUUAAAAGAAACAUUAUAUUGGUUCCCAAGUUUAUGGUCCAAUACAUUCGAAUCUUAA
Messenger RNA from Heterostelium album PN500, 741 nucleotides. RefSeq names its product EAP30/Vps36 family vacuolar-sorting protein (gene vps22). Gene Ontology annotation, cellular component: ESCRT II complex. NCBI's taxonomy places the organism in Eukaryota, Evosea, Eumycetozoa, Acytosteliales, Acytosteliaceae. The record is from RefSeq and is a predicted model, not a curated record. The coding region runs from base 1 to 741 and encodes 246 amino acids. Gene Ontology annotation, biological process: protein transport to vacuole involved in ubiquitin-dependent protein catabolic process via the multivesicular body sorting pathway. The transcript is spliced from 4 exons.